CGAGACUGAUUAAACACAAUGUGUGUGGGAACACACAUGAAAAACUUUGCAGGAAUGAGGCUCUUCAGGACCAGGAAUGAGGAAGCUGCUUUACAGACGCACCUGUUUUGCACACGUCACUCAAACACAAAACCAGGAAAAAGGAAUCGCCUGAGUUCAGAGAAAGAGAAACUCAAGUGUAGUUGAGCUGUUGUGUGUUUGUGUCUCUGUGUUCAUGCAGUAAAAUGGCAGAAGCCAGAUUUUCUCAGGAUGAGUUUAUGUGUUCAGUGUGUCUGGAUCUCCUGAAGGAUCCAGUGACCACUUCUUGUGGACACAGUUACUGUAAGAUCUGUAUUACAGGCUGCUGGGAUCAGGAGGAUCAGAUGAGAGUCUACAGCUGCCCUCAGUGCAGACAGACCUUCAGUCCAAGACCUGCUUUAGCUAAAAACACCAUUCUGGCUGAACUGGUGGAGAAACUGAAGAAGACUAAACUUACUGCUGACUGUUACGCUGGAGCUGGAGAUGUGCAGUGUGAUGUCUGUACUGGAAGAAAACACAAAUCUGUCAAGUCCUGUCUUGUGUGUCUGGAGUCUUACUGUCAGAAUCACCUUGAACAACAUGAGAGUUGGUUUAGAGGAAAGAGACACAAUCUGACUGAAGCCACUGGACGACUGCAGGAGAUGAUCUGCCAGAAACACAACAAGAUCCUUGAGGUUUUCUGCCGCACCGAUCAGAAUUGUAUAUGUGUGCUGUGUAUGAUAGAUGAACAUAAAAACCAUGACACUGUAUCAGCUGCAGCACAGAGGACAGAGAAACAGCACCAGCUGAAGGAGACGCAGAGGUCAUUCCAGCAGAGGAUCCAGCAGAGAGAGGAAGAACUUCAGCAGCUGAGAGAGGCUGUGGAGUCUCAUAAGCGCUCUGCACAGACAGCAGUGGAGGACAGUGAGAGGAUCUUCACUGAGCUCAUCCGCUCCAUUGAGAGAAGCCGAUCUGAGGUCACACAGCGGAUCAGAGAUCAGGAAAAGACUGCAGUGAGUCGAGCUGAAGGACGACUGGAGCGACUGGAGCAGGAGAUCAAUGAUCUGAGGAGGAGAGACGCUGAGCUGGAGCAGCUUUCACACACACAGGAUCACAUCCAUUUCCUGCAGAGUUUCCAGUCUCUCUCAGCUCCUCCUGAAUCUACAGACGUAAAUGACGAUCCCUUCAGUUCUCUCUUCUCUUUUGAUGGCGUGAGAAAAUCUGUCCUUCAGCUGAGAGACAAACUGGAGGAUUUCUGCAAAGAGGAGCUGAAGAAGAUCUCUGACAGAGUCACUUUCACCAACAUUGUUCCCAGAACCAGGAACGACUUCCUACAAUAUUCCCAUCAGCUCAACCUGGAUCUGAACACAGUGAAUAAAUAUCUCCGUCUGUCUGAGAGGAACAGAGUGAUUACUGGCACCGGCAUUUUCACAGUCCAGUCGUAUCCUGAUCAUCCAGACAGAUUUGAUGGGUAUAAUCCUCAGGUGUUGUGUAGAGAGAGUGUGUGUGAUCAACGCUGUUACUGGGAGAUUGAGUGGAGUGUUGGUGUGCAUGAUGUGUCUAUAUCAGUGUCAUAUAAGAGCAUCAGCAGGAAGGGAUCAGGUAGUGAGUGUGGGUUUGGAUAUAAUGAUCAGUCCUGGAGUUUGUUCUGCUCUUCCUCCAGUUACUCAUUCAAACACAAUAAGAUACGGACUGAUCUCCCAGUAAAGUCCAUCAGCAGGAGAAUAGGAGUGUAUGUGGAUCACAGUGCAGGAACUCUGUCCUUCUACAGCGUCUCUGGAGACACAAUGAGCCUCAUCCACACAGUCCAGACCACAUUCACUCAACCGCUCUAUCCUGGGUUUAGGGUUGGUUCUGGAUCAACAGUGAAACUGUGUUGAUGAAUCAUAAUAGACUGUAGUGAGACUCUACCCAUAAUGCUUUGAGCUCAUGAUGAAUCAGUAACAGUGAGAUGUUAUAGAGUCUCUUAUUUUCUCUUCAUUAUAUUAAUAAGACAAUGGGUUACACUCCCUACACAUACCCAAGGUCACACUCUGGACUUAAUUCUGUCUCUUGGCCUGCUGAUAACUGACAAUGAAGUGAUUGAAUCUCUCAUAUCGGAUCACUUUCCUAUCAUAUUUAAAAUGUCUCUUCCUGCCAUCUCCAAUAAAGCAGUAUCUGACACAAGACAGACCCGUGUUUACUCACCACCAUUCUGCGAGGAUUUUACUAAGCUUUAUAAUGAAGCCAGCAUUUCUAUGUCACUUGAAUCCUCAUUAGCUGAACUAGAUGCUGAACAACAUUAUCAAGUUUUAAACACUGUAUGGCUGGAUGUCUUGAAUGUUGCUGCUCCUUUUAAGUCUUUUAAGCCAAAACCUAAAUCCGAGCCAUGGGUUGAUCAAAAUAUUCGCUCUCUAAGACAAUCAUGUAGGAAAGCUGAAAGAAAAUGGAAAAAGGACAAACUGCAAAUUUCGUUCGAUAUUCUUAAAAACUGUUUGACUUUGUAUCAGUGUGCUGUUAAGAAAGCCAAGUCUCUCUACUUCUCUAAUUUGAUUGACAAACACCACCACACUCCUAAAAUUCUUUUCUCUGUUAUAAAUUCAGUGUUAAAUCCUCCUGUAAACACUUUUCAAAAUCCUACCUCUACACUCUGUGAAGGUUUCUUGAGACAUUUUAGUGACAAAGCGAUGAGUCUGAGGGCCCAGAUACAAGCAACUGAUCAUGAAAUCUUGACGCUUGGAAACCCACCUGCCUUUUGGACUACUUUUAAUGCUGUCUCUCUACAAUCAGUUAAGGAAGUAAUUCUAAAACUUAAACCUUCCCUAUGUCCCUUUGAUACAAUACACCCUCGUUAUUUGAAGCAAUUGAUUGACAUUAUUGGACCAGGACUGGUGUCCCUGUUAAACAAAUAUCUGCAUUCAGGGUCUGUCCCAGACAGCUUAAAAAUGGCCAUGGUCACUCCAGUUUUAAAGAAACCUUCACUGGAUGCGUCUGUCUUAGCCAAUUUCCGGCCUAUAUCUGUUUUACCAUUCAUUUCUAAGGUGAUGGAAAAAAUUGUGUUUUUACAGCUCCAAUCCUUUUUAGCUAAUAAUCACAUUUAUGAGACAUUUCAGUCUGGGUUUAAAACAAUGCAAAGUACCGAAAAUGCCCUUGUUAGAGUCCUCAAUGACAUCCUAAUGGCUACUGAUUCAGGCGUUUCUGUUAUUUUAGUUAUGCUUGACCUGUCCUCAGCCUUCGAUACUGUUGAUCACGAGAUUCUUAGCCUGGAUGCCAGCCGAACUUAGCCCCGCCCACAACAUUUUUAGGUCGGGGAGU
Molecule: messenger RNA, 3291 nt
Organism: Megalobrama amblycephala (Wuchang bream)
Lineage: Eukaryota; Metazoa; Chordata; Actinopteri; Cypriniformes; Xenocyprididae
Product: tripartite motif-containing protein 16-like
Exons: 6
Coding region: 225-1877 (550 amino acids)
Molecular function (GO): protein binding; zinc ion binding
Source: RefSeq, a predicted model, not a curated record